This is a messenger RNA of Chlamydomonas reinhardtii, 2063 nucleotides long. RefSeq lists its product as uncharacterized. The record is from RefSeq and is a predicted model, not a curated record. The transcript is spliced from 12 exons. The coding region runs from base 134 to 1813 and encodes 559 amino acids. NCBI's taxonomy places the organism in Eukaryota, Viridiplantae, Chlorophyta, Chlorophyceae, Chlamydomonadales, Chlamydomonadaceae.
GCCAAUGACGAACGCAGCUUCACUUACUGGCCUGAUGUGCCGAAUACUGCUGCUUAGUAGCGUUGCCUAUCAGGAUACAAACCAGGUCACCUUAGAAUUUAGCACGCCGCGCUUUCUCGCUCCGCCUUCUUUCAUGUUUUGCUUCACUAGCACAAAUUACAACUUGACGCGAGGGGACAUUAACGUGCUUAGCCUGUUGGAGGGUGGCGAUAUCUUUAACACGAACGAAGAGCUGGUCUCAAGGCCGCCCUUUGAGCGCUCGACGUUCUUUCGUGGCACCUCCGACCUGGACGCGCUCGAGGUGUCCACCGUGUAUGAGGUGCUGGGCACGGACGGGUUCUACUCACAGAGCUACAAGCUGCAGCGGUAUGACGACCUCAUACGCGACCAGAGCGGCACCCCCAUCCGUGGCGUGGCGGACUUCCCGCCCAACCCAGAGGACAGCGAGGCGGGCAUGUACUGGCAGCAGUACGGCAACUGCUUCACGCUCACAGGCCUAUGGAAACAAGACACACGCUACCAGAUGACCGUGGCGGUGCGCAACCCGCCCCCGCCGCCGCCAGAGGCAGUGCCGCUGCCCCCUCCUCCACCACGACCCUCGCCACCACCUGCACCGCGCGGCACGCUCAACGGCACAGCGCCGCCGCCCUCCGGCUCCGCCUCGUCCACCCCCUCACCGCCCUCGCCGGCACCCUCGCCCCGCACGGCGUCGCCGCCCCACCCGCCCGCGCCGCCGCCCAGCCCUGCCUUCAUGCUCGUGUCCAACAAUGCCACGCCCAUCAUCUGGGCAGUGCCGCUCACCACCAGCAUCGACGUGUACAAACAGAACGGCGUGACGGUCGAGAGUCUGAUGUUCAGUGUGCGGGGGGACAAGUACGCCGCGGCGUGCCCACUCAGGUCCGAGAUCGUCCCGGUCGUGGGGUCCAUGUUUGACGCGUGCGAGGAGUCGCGCAAGUACGGGCUGGGGCCGCCAGCCGGCACCACCACCACCGUGCAGGACUGCCUGUACCGGCUGCGCCUCGUCUCCGGCCAGCCGCAGAACCAGGGCGUGCUGCCCUUCACCGCGCCGCCGCUCGCGUCGUACAACCUAGCCUCCUGGCGCGCCACCAGCUGCCCCGCACCGGGCCAGGUGCUGGGGCCGCGCUUUGGCGGCGAGUGCGUGUCGUGUGGGCCGAACGGCGUCAGAGCGAACAACACGUGCGUGUGUCCGCCCAACGUCCUGCCCAACAAGGUGGGCAACACCGCCUGCGGCGAUCUGGUGUCGCCUGACGGCGCCGCCAACCUCACCUCCCUGCCCAACUGGCUGUGCACCCACUUCAGCCAGGCGCAGGAGCAGUGGCGAGAGAAAACGCUCUUGGCCCAGAACGUGGCCAAGCUGUACUCCGAGGCUUUCCUGAAGCUGGCGAGCCCCCUGCUGGACCUCACCAACCUGCAACAGGCCUACAAUGCAUUCAACGCCACACUCAUUUUUGACAACCGCCGCCCGGACUCGCCCACACGCCGCCAAGGCAUCAAGCCCAACUGCAACAAGUGUGUUGAUGGCCAGUUCAAAAACACCAUCAACCUAAACCAGAAGGUGCCGGUGUUCGACUGGAGCUUUGACGCGAUGAACACCUUUCGCUUCAUUGGCUACGCGCUUGACCAGGUGCUGGGCUACCCCUGCCCAGCGCUGUGGGACGCGGCCGACCCGCUGCAGUGGAAGUACGGCUACUACGACCAGGUCAUCUGCGUGGACAUGCCGCAGGGUACCUGCUGCGGAGCAAACUUCGAGGGCGAACCUGACUUCAAGGGCACUGGGGACUACGUGCUGUAGUUGUGUAGGUUGCAGGGGCGGGGAGAACGAAGAGAGGUGGUGUAGAUGCGGCGCGGGAGGGGCUGCUGGGUAUGUUGCGCCGCGCGGUAUGUUGCCCCGAACACGAGGACGGGAGGAAGCACGAGAGGACAGAGAGAUGCUCGCACUUUUUGCAGGAUGAAGGCGGGGAGGCUAUUUGCGGGACACACAUGGGGUUGAGAUGCCGGGUUGGCGUGUUGGCGGGAUCGGGCCUAGAGAACAGAAUGAAUGA